Molecule: messenger RNA, 1297 nt
Organism: Mirounga angustirostris (Northern elephant seal)
Lineage: Eukaryota; Metazoa; Chordata; Mammalia; Carnivora; Phocidae
Gene: CRIP2
Product: cysteine rich protein 2
Exons: 8
Coding region: 92-736 (214 amino acids)
Source: RefSeq, a predicted model, not a curated record
CAAUGGGUGCGCGGGCAGCCGGCGGGCGGGGCGGGGCGGCGGCGCGGAGACGGGCGCGGGCUGAGGGCGCGGGUCGACGGGCGCACCGACCAUGGCCUCCAAGUGUCCCAAGUGCGACAAGACCGUGUACUUCGCUGAGAAGGUGAGCUCUCUGGGUAAGGAUUGGCACAAGUUCUGUCUCAAGUGUGAGCGCUGCAACAAGACGCUGACCCCGGGGGGCCAUGCCGAGCACGACGGGAAGCCGUUCUGCCACAAGCCCUGCUAUGCCACGCUCUUCGGACCCAAAGGUGUGAACAUCGGAGGCGCGGGCUCCUACAUCUAUGAGAAGCCCUCCGCCGAAGGACCUCAGGUCACUGGCCCCAUCGAGGUGCCUGUGGUCCGGGCCGAGGAGCGCAAGGCCGGCGGUCCGCCCAAGGGGCCCAGCAAAGCCUCCAGCGUCACCACGUUCACGGGGGAACCCAACAUGUGUCCUCGCUGCAACAAGAGGGUCUACUUUGCCGAGAAGGUGACCUCCCUGGGCAAGGACUGGCACCGCCCGUGCCUGCGCUGUGAGCGCUGUGGGAAGACACUCACUCCAGGCGGGCACGCGGAGUCCCCGUUCUGCCCCCAGCACGAUGGCCAGCCCUACUGCCACAAGCCCUGCUAUGGAAUACUCUUCGGACCCAAGGGGGUGAACACUGGAGCUGUCGGCAGCUACAUCUACGACAGAGACCCAGAGGGCAAAGUUCAGCCCUAGGCCAUGGGCCCCUCCGCCCCCUGCUCCGGAGCCCACCGCCUGGCCCCGUGGGGGACAGCAGCUAGCUGCCGCCGUCCUCCCCGGCUCAUCCUGCCUCGCAAGCCCAGGGCCUGCGUGUUGUGGGGGAGGAGACCCCGCUGGGCUGUCUCUAGACCAGGCCUGCCCAUCCCCGUUUCUCUGGCCUUCGUACCCCCCCACCCCUUAUCCUCUUUUGUGUCCUCAUGGCUCUGUGUCCGCAUGGACCCAUGCGUCCCCGUGUGUCCCUUGUGUCCCUUGUGUGUCUCCGUGGCCCUGGGUGGGUCUCUCUGAGGCGGCCAUCCCACUCUCCCCUCCUGCUGCCCCAGGCCUGCCCCACAGUGUUCUUUCUGCUUCCCCUGCCCGUGACGGCCACAGCCACGCUCUUCACGGUGUUGCUCGGGCGGACCGAGGGCGUCCCUGCCAGGAGCCCGCCGCCCACGUCCCACACCCACCCUGCCUUGCAAGCGCUUGUCUGACACCCUCACGUGGCUCACACUAACCUGCUGAGACUGUCAAUAAAGGGUUCGAGGAUUGGGGGACCGA